CCUUCAGGUCCGCUACAGCUCGGUGACACGUAACUAAAGCUAAAGGUGGCGUGCUUGUUUAUGUUUCAUGGAGUUCACAUCUGUAGAAAAGUUAGCAAAAAAAAACUAGCUUAGGACUAGUUUUGUUUGUUUGUUAGUAGAAAAACCUCUUUUUGGAAUCUUUUGUUGACUUUUUGCAACUUUUUAAAAAAAAAAAAAAGUAAACAGAGCUGCAUGGGAAACUUUUCCUCCAUCCUGGGAAUGGAUGUUCCACACCCGAGGAUCUGCCUCCAUCUGACCUGCAGAGUCCUGCUUUAAAUGCCCAGGAAUGUUCAGCAGAUAAGAGGGAAAGUUUUGGACAAAGUUGUUGUAUAUGUUCAUUGUGGAGAACAUGGGCAGUGGGGUUUGCUCCAGAAAGCAAAGGAAAAUCUUCCAGUCUUUGCUUCUCACCACUGUGGUUUUUGUCCUCAUUUAUGGAGGAAUGAUUUGGUAUGAAAUGCACCAGGAGCUGAAGAGGACAGAAGCUCUGGCUCUGAAAUACCAGCAGCACCAGGAGUCUCUCUCAGCCCAACUCCAAGUGGUGUAUGAGCAUAGGUCCAGGCUGGAGAAAUCUCUACAGAAAGAGCGGCAAGAGCACAAAAAGUCCAAGGAAGAUUAUCUGGUUUAUAAACUGGAGGCUCAGCAGUCACUGAAUAAGGAGAAGCAAGAUGCCAGCAGCAGGUUUAACUCUCUACAUGCACAGCAUCAGAUCCUGAAGAAUCAGCAUGAGGAGCUGAAGAAGCAGUUCUAUGAGCUGCAGGAGCAGCAUCACGCUCAGAAUGAAGACCACAGUAAGGUCGUGGAUGGACACCAGCAGAGAUAUGAGCGAUUACAGCAGACUAAAGAGAUUGAGAUCUCUAAACUCAAAGAAAAUGUUUAUAACCUGCGGGAGGAGAACAGGCAGCUGAGGAAGGCUCAUCAGGAGAUCCAUGUGCAGCUUCAGGAUACAAGGCAACAGCACAAGAACUUAAAAGCAGCCCACGAUCAGCUUGCAAUGACCCUGGAGGACCACAAGAGUGCACUAGCCGUGGCUCAGGUCCAGGUGGAUGAGUAUAAGCAGCUGAAAGAGACUCUGAAUAAAAUGCCAAGUCUGAAGAAGCCUGAAGAACCUCAACCUGCUGUGGCUCAGAACAGACAAGCAGAGGAGCACAAGAAUACAGAGCAGGGGCAGAAACAAGAUGAGGGAAGGGUGGAAGGAGCACAGGAACAAGAGAGGAGGCAUGAAGUCAUGGAUCAGCCUCAGACAACAGAACAGCGUGAUCAGCUUCACCAUGAAGACGAAGAAGAAGAAGGGAAAGAACCAGAACAAAACCUGCCUGAUGAAAAUGCAUUAGAGAGGGAGAGUCACAUUGCACAGCCGGUGAGUAUUACUCAGGGAAACCACAUCAAAUCUGCCUACGAGCAGCAGCAGGACGAGCAGCGGCGUUUAGCUGCUCAGUUGGAGGAGGAACAGCACCAGCUGCUUCAGAGACAGGAAGAACUACGGAGAGAGAGGGAGGAGAGAGAACGAAUGGAGAGAGAGAGAGAGGGGAAAGAACUGCUGGCAAGGGAAAUGGAGGAGAAAGAACGGCUGGAGAGGGAGAGGGAGGAGAGAGAACAGAUAGAAAGAGAGCAGGAGGAGAGAAGGCAGCGAGCAGAGCAGCAGCAGCACAGAGAACUCCAUGAACAGCAGCUCCAGGAGGAACAGCUCAGAAAAAAACUGCCGAAUGUAAAUAUGGAGCCUGGCGCUGUCCAUCAUGAUGAAGAUAAUAAUGUUCACCAUGAGGAGGCGCGGGGGCAAGAGGAACACAAGCAGGUGCGUCAUGAAGAGCAGACCCUGGAGGCGGACAUCGAUCCAGCAGACGAUCCCAACAAUCAAGGAGAGGACGAGUUUGAGGAAGCUGAGCAGCAGGUCCAUGAGGAAGAGGAGGAAGAAGAGCCGGUGCCUGCUGGACACGCUGAUACACACUUAAUCAAAGACAAUCAGCAGCAUGCUCCUGCUGAUGAACAGCUGGUGAUGGCAGGAAACCCGGACCAGCAGGAAGACAAUUUGGAGGAGCAAUAUCAGGAAGAGGGAGAAGAUGAGGCUCAGGAAGAUUUGGCUGUGGAGCAGAAACAGGAAGGAAGAGGAGAAGAAGACGCAGAUCCUUAUAAUGAAGAGAACGGAGAACAGGAUGACGCUAGAGAGCAGGAGGACACGGGACCUGAGAAACAGCCUGCCAAAGAACCUAAUGAGGAGGAGAACUAUGAAGAGGAAGAGGAGGAGCCAGAAGAAGAGGCCAAUCACAGGGCAGAGAUGUGAGCCUUUUCUUUGUGUUCUUUCGUUACUGUAGCAGGAUUAAACUGUGUGAAGCAGCAAUUCCACUGGAACGAUCAUCAUCUUUUGCGAUAAGACACCCUUGAGCUGGACAUGCUUAGACUGAUCAAAAUCUGCUGAUCUGGUUAAAUAUAUUUCUGUUCACUGUGCCUUUAUUUUGCUAAUUUGUAAAUGGAGCACUGUUUAAUGAGAAAGCUGAUCGUUCUGAUUUUAGAGCAACGCUAUAGACAGAAUGUUUAUGAUCAGAGUGCCAUUUUUAAAAAAAUUGAAAAUAUUUAAUGUUUACCUUUAUAUAUGUAACUUUUCUUGUCUUUUUUAAGCUUGUUACUGUAUAUGGCUGGAUGUUUUUGAAAAUGGACAGUGCUUUAUAAGAAUACGAUUAGUGUCACUACAUGAAUGAAUGUUUAUUAUUUGUUGGAAGAUGGAUGUUGCUAAUGACCAUAUUUUUAUUUUAUCUUUAUAAGUGUUGAAUAAUUUUUUGCAGUGCAUACACACAAAGAAAAUAUUUUAAGCUACUACAAAAUAACUAGAGCAACCUGGAUCUGAGGUAUUAGAAAUUUGGCUUUUGUGUCAUAUUUGAAUGUCGUGUUUCUGGUGGUUUUUCUUUCUUAUUAUUUCACAUGGUGUUGUAUGUCGGAUUUGGCUAUCAUAUUGAACAUUUAGUACAGUUACUGUGCAUUUAGCACCGUCAAGUCUCUACUUGGGAACAAGCCCUCAUAAAUCUCGGAUAGAAAUGAAAAAGCUAAACGUCGUGCUGUGUUAAUUGUGCAGUUUAAACCCUCAGGCCCUGAUUUAUGAACAUCCUGAAUAACGCCUGCUAAUUUUUGCGUGUUCUGUACAUAAGUACGUAUGUUUGAAUGAAAACCUUUUGACAGUCUCUGUGUAAAUGAAGGUGCCAAUGGAGAUGUGAAUGUGUGGCGAAAAAAAAAAUGUGAUAUGAAACUUUACUGCAGUAAUAUUUAGUCAUUUUUUUAAAAUCUUUUUUUGGGAUACUGAAGCAUGAUAUUUCUCAUUAUUAACCUAGUUUAAAAAAAAAAAAAGUCUAGUAACUGGUAUGGAAAUGGAUGGAAUUUUGCAAAUAUAAUGCUCGGCUGUAAUAAUGUGCGCAUGCAAUCACA
Pangasianodon hypophthalmus (striped catfish) is the source of this 3432-nucleotide messenger RNA. It is a transcript of the gene golim4a, whose product is annotated as golgi integral membrane protein 4a. Gene Ontology annotation, cellular component: Golgi membrane; Golgi apparatus. The coding region runs from base 353 to 2299 and encodes 648 amino acids. NCBI's taxonomy places the organism in Eukaryota, Metazoa, Chordata, Actinopteri, Siluriformes, Pangasiidae. The record is from RefSeq and is a predicted model, not a curated record. The transcript is spliced from 16 exons.